Molecule: messenger RNA, 1113 nt
Organism: Soboliphyme baturini
Lineage: Eukaryota; Metazoa; Nematoda; Enoplea; Dioctophymatida; Soboliphymatidae
Source: the annotation of a GenBank genome assembly
AUGUGCAAUCUUUGCACGUCCGGUUACCGAAGGAGGAUCCUUGAAGAAGAACAUUUGCACCCCAGCUCAGAUUUAAAGUUGGCCAGUGGUAAUUUUACGGUUCAUACCCCAGGGUCUACUGCAAGAUUCGCAGAACACUGGGCGAAAUUGUAUUUUAUUAGAAAGUACAUGCCCAUUAAUAACCCGGAAGAUGUGUUAAAUGUUGUCUACAAAGUUCACUGCAGAGACUACGACAAGGCGUCAGAACUCAUUGAUCGACUGCCUGAACAACCGUAUAACGCCACGUUUCGCAAACCCUGGUGCAUACAGUUCUGGUACUAUGACGAACAUCUGGAAAACAGGGAACAGAGCGAAGAUUGUCUUUACCUCAAUAUUUUCGUGCCGUCUCAGACAAAGCAUGCGCUGCCUUUUCCGGUGCUGGUGUGGAUCCACGGAGGUUCGUUUCAAGUUGGCGGAUCCGGCAUGUUUCCGAUCAGAACGACUGUCAAAAAUCUGGUAUCACGUGGAAUCGUAGUGGUGUUCGUAAACUAUCGCUUAGGCCCUCUUGGGUUCCUGUCGUCGCUGAGCGCCGAUUUGCCUGGAAACUACGGUCUUGACGACCAAGUGACAGCGCUGAGAUGGAUCAAAGCGAACAUCGCCGAUUUUGGCGAACUGUUCCACCGAAUCAUCGCUCGAAGUGGAUCGGCCUUAGCGCCUUGGGCGAUCCGGUCAGUAAACACGGAUCUGAACUCGUUGCACGUCAUUAAAUUGACCAGUUGUCUUACGGACAAGAGAACGGCGAACCUUAGCUGCUUGCAGCACGCUCCCCUGUCAAAGUUUAAGACCAUAUGGAAGACGAUAGCCAUCGACGAUCUGAACUUGGUGCUCUUGAAGGGCGAACACGAACCCAUGAACAACAACCACCCUUUCAUGGCUCACACUUACUUUACACCUGUGGUCGACAGCUACAGGGGAAGUGAUAGCAUUAUUCCGACGCAUUCCAAGGAGCUGAUGAAACGAAACGCCAGGCUGCCAAUUAUGACCGGAAUAACUACCGGAGAGUGCAUUGCGUAUGUAUCGUGGCUGGCCUACCUCGGUAAAAUGCUUUAUCUUAUUGAAAGCGCGCACCCCUAA